AAGGCUCAGCCGUUAGUAACUGCCACUACAUCUGCCCCAACUGAAUUCGCUUUACAAUCAACAGGCUCUCGCCCCGAAGUGGCUGCUGCUCCAACGACGUCUACCGCUGAUGAACAAUGCAACACUAUGCAUGUGAUGCCAAUUUCGGAUGAAGAGAUUGAAAGACCACCUCGUCAUAAACUUCCUAGUGAAGAUGACGCUGUUGUAAAUAUCUUGCAUUACGAGUUCAAGGAUAGAGUUGGUCCUCCGUUUAAAUGCCAUACGUUGAACUUAUGGGUGGAUGGAUUUUGUGGUUCUGGAGAUCCAACUAGGUACAGUCUUGGCUCGUUGGGUAACAGUAGUCGACAACCGGGUGUGAUUCCAGUGAGAGGACAGAUUGGAUAA
Strongylus vulgaris is the source of this 384-nucleotide messenger RNA. The record is from the annotation of a GenBank genome assembly. NCBI's taxonomy places the organism in Eukaryota, Metazoa, Nematoda, Chromadorea, Rhabditida, Strongylidae.